AUGGCUGCCCCGCCAAUGGAAGCUCAGGAGAUUGUCCCAGAGGAUGCUCAUGGCCUGAAGUUUCCUUGGCAGAAGAGGCAUUUGAACAAAUACCUGGACACGAAUCUUUUCAUUUAUGUACUACUUUUGUUCAUUUGGACAAGUAGUUGUUUAAAUACAAGCCAGAGUAAUGAAUCUUCUACUAAAGGAGCUAAGCAUGGUGAAUUAAUGCAGACCAAAUUGGACAAUUUUAGACUCAUUAUCAUAAUUGGUAUUAUGAUCAUAGGUUUUGGCUUUACGUGUUCUUAUGUUAUCCACUAUAAUUGUAUGAGCGACAAUCAUGAAGAAAGAAUAGAUAACAGCAAGUCAUCCAGAUCGAAAAUAUUCAGUAAAUUCAAGACAGACUGUCCAUGCAGUCCAGAAAAACAACCCAUGCUAUCCAGUGUAAUCAAGUUAUCUAGACCCUCAAGUCCAGAAAAGUCAUCCGUAUCAUCUAGUGAAGAAAAGUUAAUCAGACCAUCUCAGGAAAACUCAUCUAGGCCAUCAAGCCCAGAGAAUGUAUUGAGGUCACCCCACCUGGAAAAGUCAUACAGAACAGGCAGUCUAGAAAAGUCAUAUAAGCUAGUCAGUCAAGUUAGUUAAUCCUAUCCAAAUAAGGCAGUCAGGUCACCUUGGCCAACCAGUGUACAAUAUCCAGUCAGACUAACCAAGCCACCUUGUCCACCCUGUCCACGAAAUCAAAUCUUGCCACCCAAGCCAUUCAGUUUACAGAAACUGCCCAAGUCCCCCAGACACCCUAAUCUAAAAAGGUCAGUUAAUACAGGAAUGUCAGACAUGUUACCUAGGCCUCAAUUAGCCAAGCCUUGUUUGUGCUACAAGAAAAGAUGCCUCGCCUGCAGAACUUCCAAGUCAUUGGUCAAAAUUUCUCAGGUAAAGAAGAAAAAUACUCAAAAGCCACUUUUUCCAAGUGAAGUGAGGCCUUUUUCCAAACCCUUUCAUACAUCAGAUCCCAGAGAUAUUGCAUUCUGUGAAAACGUGAGUGCCAGUGAUAUGAUAUGUGACAGUGAUGACAAUGAUAAGGAGAUAACCAUUAUUUGCAACAUAAAACACAAUGAAGUUAUCCCUAGAGGCACCAAACUAAUUAAGGGCUCUGUAAAAAUAAAGGCCACCUGUGAAGAAGCAAAUUUAUACCAACUAUUUUAUGCUCAUGAUCCUUUAAGACAUUGA
Manis javanica (Malayan pangolin) is the source of this 1206-nucleotide messenger RNA. RefSeq lists its product as uncharacterized. The record is from RefSeq and is a predicted model, not a curated record. Lineage: Eukaryota; Metazoa; Chordata; Mammalia; Pholidota; Manidae.